Messenger RNA from Eufriesea mexicana, 1196 nucleotides. It is a transcript of the gene Apime-ASTA, whose product is annotated as allatostatin A. The coding region runs from base 247 to 828 and encodes 193 amino acids. The transcript has 3 exons. The record is from RefSeq and is a predicted model, not a curated record. Lineage: Eukaryota; Metazoa; Arthropoda; Insecta; Hymenoptera; Apidae.
CGGCGGUGGACACGCGCGGCCCACGGCACACAGGCGGCUUACACGCGUAUAAAGGGUGGCGUCGCGAUGCCCUGAUCGCCAUAUCCCGCGUAGACAGCAAACUCGCGGCGCCCGGCAUCGACCAAGCCUCGACCACCUUCAGCCAGCGACCGUGAGCCACGUGAAACGGAAACGGAGGAACGAUCUCGCGUCCCAGGGGAGCAGCUACACGUCCAAGCAACAGAUAAAGCAAACACAGAGGUCACAAUGAGGACUAGAACAGGUGUGCUUACAUCGUGCGUGGCUUUUCUCUACUUGGUUGGAAUUGUCGGGAAAUCAGUCCUGGCAAUCGAGGAAACACCAGCUUCUCCCAUGAAUUACAACUCGAUGUUAAAUUCCAUGGGAUUUGACGAACCUGUGCCUGAAAAGAGAGCGUACACCUAUGUGUCUGAGUAUAAAAGGCUACCUGUCUACAAUUUCGGUAUUGGAAAGCGUUGGAUCGACACUAGCGACAAUAAGAGAGGACGCGAGUACUCGUUCGGCCUUGGCAAGAGGACAAGGCAGUACAGCUUCGGGCUGGGCAAACGGGACAACUUGGACUACCCAGCCAGACUGAGCCUGGACUACUUCCCGGACAGCUUGGCCUCCCACUCUCAAGAGACCAUGGACGACUUCCACGAGGAGAAACGUGGCCGACAGCCCUACAGCUUCGGCCUGGGCAAGAGGGCGGUGCACUUCAACGCCGGACAGCCGGUGGGAUCCCCCAAGAUGCCCAACCUUCUCACCCAGAGAUACCACUUUGGCCUCGGCAAGAGGAUGCCCGAGGACGAGGAAGACUCGUUGCAAUAAGGCCUGAACCUCGCACGACGACCAGCCACUGACCGCGUCGCCGGCUUCACGGCAAUGUAGCUCUAAUUCGAUGUCGCAGAGUUUUAUUGUCAAACGAAGUAUAUCGAUAACGCAACAAUAAAGACACGUUUUGAAGUUUCAACGUCUCUUCAACGAGUUCUUCGUCUCUUUUCGUUUCGUUCUCGAUUCGGUUCCCUGCGUUCUUGCUACUCGCGUGGAGGCUAAUCGGUGGAGGAGUGGAAUUGGAAAUCUGGGAUGUUUGAGAGCGUUUGAGAUCGUCCAGGGGUGUUUGGCACGGUUGGUUCUGGCCUUGACAGGGACAGCGAGCGAACGCAGAGCUGGGUGGGCAGGGAAAUGGCGGUUUGAGG